AUGAAUGACCUUAUUCCUCUGGUAAAUAAGCUUCAAGACGUUUUCAAUACAAUCGGUAGUGAAACUGUGGAUCUGCCACAGAUCAUUGUAGUAGGCUCACAAUCUUCUGGAAAAUCCUCGGUUCUUGAAAAUAUUGUCCAACGUGAUUUUCUACCGCGAGGGAAUGGAAUCAUUACUCGUCGUCCGUUGGUUCUUCAGCUUGUAAACAUACCACAGUCGGACGACUCCACGACACAAGAAUAUGGCGAAUUCCUACACGCGCCUGCUCAAAAAUUUACUGAUUUUGUGGAGAUUAGGAAAGAGAUAGAAGCCGAAACAGCAAGAGUCGCCGGGCAGAAUAAAGGGAUUUCAAAAUCGCCUAUUCAUCUGAAGAUAUUCUCGCCCAAAGUAUUGAACUUGACGCUAGUUGAUUUGCCUGGAUUGACGAAGAUUCCUGUUGGCGAUCAACCAACGGACAUUGAAAAACAAACGAGGAAUUUGAUUCUUGAUUAUAUAACAAAGCCCAAUAGUAUAAUCCUGGCUGUUAGUCCGGCAAAUGUAGAUCUGGUCAAUUCCGAAAGUUUAAAACUUGCGAAACAAGUUGACGCAGAAGGUCGGCGAACUAUUGGCGUCUUGACUAAAUUAGAUUUAAUGGAUGCUGGCACCAACGCACUUGAUAUUCUCACCGGACGUGUCUAUCCGCUUAAACUCGGAUUUAUUGGCGUUGUCAACCGUAGUCAACAUGACAUUUCCACCAAUAAACCAAUGGCAGAAGCAUUGAAGGCAGAAGUAGAGUUUUUCAAACAUCAUCCUGCGUAUCGGAGCAUUUCUUCGAGAUGUGGAACGCCCUUUCUGGCUAAGACUUUGAACAUCAUUCUCAUGAAUCAUAUUCGAGAAAGAUUACCUGAUAUGAAGGCACGGAUUAAUGCUCUUAUUGCACAAACUCAACAAGAGCUUUCAUCGUAUGGAGAUGGGGCACUCACUGGCAAAGCUCAAAAGGCUGCUCUGAUAUUAAAACUUCUCAACAAAUUCGCACUUGAUUUUAUGGCAUCCAUUGACGGCACUGCAGAAGAAAUAUCAACCAAAGAAUUGUCAGGUGGUGCACGAAUAUAUUAUAUUUUCAAUAACGUUUUUGGCGCUGCUUUAGAAUCUAUUCAACCUGGCUACAAUUUGAGUAUACAAGAUAUAAGGACAGCUAUACGCAAUUCUACUGGCCCGCGACCGUUUCUCUUUGUUCCAGAAAUAGCGUUCGAUUUAUUGGUUAGGCCACAAAUACAACUGCUAGAACCGCCAAGCCUUCGAUGCGUUGAACUUGUUUACGAGGAAUUGAUAAAAAUAUGUCAUCACUGUGGAAGUAAGGAGCUUAACCAAUAUCCGAAACUACAUGCUAAACUUCUUGAAGUAGUCUCUGACUUAUUACGCGAACGAUUACCCCCGACAGCGGAAUAUGUUGAGAGUCUUGUUGCCAUUCAACGAGCAUACAUCAACACUAAUCAUCCUGAUUUCAUUGGUGGAGGUGGGGCUAUAUCUGAUAUAGUCAAACAGAAUGAAAAAAAAAGAAGGGAUGUCGAGAAACACCAGAGACGGACAGCUAACAUGAGCAAUGCGUCACACCAUGAAAAAGCGACCAACGGCCUAACAACGAAAGAUGAUGCUCUUGAGACUUCUUCAAAUUCGGAUAGUUAUACAGAUAGCCAUAUGCGAGAUUAUAGCAUGAACGGGAUAUCACCCACAUCGGGUUCAAAUUCAUGGUCUCAACGUGAAAGUUUUCUUACGUACUUUUUUGGAAGUGGCAACAAAGCAGAUCGUACUGUGCUACCUGAUCAGGGAAGCAGUGGCCGAUCUAGUGUAUAUUCUAAGGCCAUACCUAUGGAUAUGGAUGAAUUGGAGAAGAAGUUUGAUAGUACGUUGCUAUCCGAUGAAAAUUCCAAUCUAACCGAGCGGGAACAAAUGGAAGCGCAGCUUAUACGCUCCUUGAUUACAUCAUAUUUCAAUAUUGUUCGGAAGACAAUUCAAGAUUUAGUGCCUAAAUCCAUCAUGCAUCUUCUUGUAAAUUAUUCACGUGAAGCUGUCCAGAAUCGCUUAGUGUCAGAAUUGUAUAAGGAGGAAUUGUUCUCUGAUCUGUUGCAGGAGGAUGAGAAUCUUGCAAACGAGAGACAGAAAUGUAAAACCAUGCUUGAUGUGUAUAAAAAGGCAUUUGAGAUAAUUAACGAGGCCAUGUAG
Messenger RNA from Paraglomus occultum, 2202 nucleotides. The record is from the annotation of a GenBank genome assembly. NCBI's taxonomy places the organism in Eukaryota, Fungi, Glomeromycota, Glomeromycetes, Paraglomerales, Paraglomeraceae.